Messenger RNA from Trametes versicolor FP-101664 SS1, 976 nucleotides. RefSeq names its product small monomeric GTPase. The record is from RefSeq and is a predicted model, not a curated record. The transcript is spliced from 5 exons. The coding region runs from base 217 to 876 and encodes 219 amino acids. Gene Ontology annotation, molecular function: GTPase activity; GTP binding. Lineage: Eukaryota; Fungi; Basidiomycota; Agaricomycetes; Polyporales; Polyporaceae.
GCUGGCGUCCACUUCCGAACAGGUCUCCCGUCUUUGCUUGGGGUGGGCCUCCGCACGUCCUCAAGCACCUAGAGUGACUCAGAACGCGUCCUUCCUUUCGUUUUCUACUUCCAAGUUCUGAACAUCCACCUCCGUUGCUUAUCCUCGCACAAGUACUCGGAGCACUCGGUUUCCUCUUUCUUUUCUUUCUCUUCCCCCCCCCUCCGCUUCUGGCACAUGUCGGCGACCGCCUCGGCCUCCUCCCCAACAUCCUCAAAUGCAGGCCCAAGCAGGCCAAACCUUGAUAGCAAUGAACAGAACAGUGUCGUGAUCAAGGUCGGCAUGCUUGGGGACUCGCAAAUAGGGAAGACGAGUCUCAUGGUGAAAUACGUCGAGGGGCACUUUGAUGAGGACUACAUCCAGACGUUAGGCGUCAACUUUAUGGAGAAGACCAUCACUGUGCGACGAACAUCCAUCACUUUCUCGCUCUGGGAUCUUGGCGGGCAGCGAGAGUUCGUGAACAUGUUGCCACUAGUGUGCAAUGAUGCCGUUGCGAUCCUCUUCAUGUUUGAUCUAUCGCGCAAGUCGACGUUGAACUCGGUGAAGGAGUGGUAUCGGCAAGCGAGGGGUUUCAAUAAGACUGCGAUACCCUUCCUGAUCGGUACCAAGUUCGACACCUUCUCAACAUUUCCGAGAGACGAGCAAGAAGAGAUCACUAAGCAGGCGAAACGCUUCGCAAAGGCGAUGCACGCCUCACUGAUCUUCUGCUCGACGUCGGCAUCGAUAAAUGUGCAGAAGAUUUUCAAGAUCGUGCUGGCGAAGGCGUUCGACCUGAAAUGCGUCAUCCCAGAAAUCGACGGCGUGGGCGAGCCGGUACUAAUGUACGUCGACGUAUAGUGUUGGAAGGAGACGGUGUCCAGAGUUCAGGGCGUGGACUGGGUUCGAGCGGGAAGCGCAAAAGAAUCAGGUGCGUGCGGUGUCCAUCGUACACUCCUAC